This is a messenger RNA of Cordyceps fumosorosea ARSEF 2679, 3159 nucleotides long. RefSeq names its product Oxidoreductase, molybdopterin-binding domain protein. Gene Ontology annotation, molecular function: molybdenum ion binding; oxidoreductase activity. The record is from RefSeq and is a predicted model, not a curated record. The coding region runs from base 1 to 3159 and encodes 1052 amino acids. NCBI's taxonomy places the organism in Eukaryota, Fungi, Ascomycota, Sordariomycetes, Hypocreales, Cordycipitaceae. The transcript is spliced from 4 exons.
AUGACUGCCCACAAAAAGCCUUGGUUGGUGCAUGUUCGGAACCAUCCUGGUUCGUCCAAACAAGACAUCGCCAAUGAACCCGAUUGGGGCCGCGGGCACCAACACCGCGUGGGUUUCCGUAACAAGAGACAUCGAGUUCCAGGAUUCGCCCAUGAUGGAAAUUAUUCUACCCAUGUCAGAAGGGCACGCGAGCUGAGAAAGGAGCUCAUCGAUGAGGAGACUGCGGGCCGGUUAGUCAACUUUCGUGACCUAGACUUGCACCUGCGGCAUCCCGAGAACCGAUCGUUGGGUUGGCGUUAUGUCAUUGACGCAACCGAAGACUGGGUCAAGAAUAAGCAAAGAUGGCCUGCAAAUAUCCAGCGCGAGAAAAAAAAGGAACAGGAGAGAGUUGAAAAGGAAUCGAAGCAGGAGCACGAGUGGCGACGGGACUCAGACAAGGACAAGCAUCACGAUGCCUAUGCCACCGGGGAUGGACACCAAGAAGAUGGCGACGACAAGAACAGCAACGGGCAAGUCAGCGGCGACUCUGAAAUGGAGACCGAGGCAGAACGGCUAGAGAGAUUGUAUUCGCCGCAAGAGCUUGCACUUUUGCGUGCGUUGGAGCAUGAGAAGAACUACAUGUCGAGUCUGAAAGAAAACGACGGCAAAGGUAAAUCACCGCAGCAUCGCAAUCGAACCCAGAUCUCCAUAGAUGAACAGGAUCAGUUCAGCCCGGAUAACUGGAUUCCCCGAUCCUCACAUCUCAUGCGCAUCACGGGAAAGCAUCCUCUCAAUGGUGAGCCGAAGUUGGAUGACCUGUACGAGGGCGGGCUCAUUACACCAAAUGAGCUUCAUUACAUCCGCAACCACGGCGCAGUGCCGCGGCUACUCUGGGAAUUCCACAAGCUGGACAUCGAGUACAAUGGAAAAAAGCACACCUUGACCAUGCCGCAACUAACAACAUUCGAGACCACCAACAUCCCCGUCGCGCUUGCAUGCGACGGCAACCGUCGCAAAGAGCUUAACAUGAUUAAACGAAGCAAGGGGUUCAACUGGGGGCCUGGCGCAAUCAGCUGUGCGUAUUGGAAGGGGCCGCUGGUGAGAGAUGUGCUGCUUGAUGCCCAUGUGCCUGAGGUCCUGCCGGGUAUGGGAAGAAAACGAUACUGGGUCAAUUUUGAGGGAGCCGACGACCUCAGUGAUGGCGCCUACUCGACGUGUCUACCGUUUGACUACGUCAUGAAUCCGCAAAACGAUGUGCUCCUGGCUCACAAGAUGAAUGACUUGCCGCUGCCUCCGGAUCACGGAUAUCCCGUGCGCGUAAUUGUGCCGGGAUACGUCGGCGGCAGGAAUGUCAAGUGGCUGCGGCGGAUAUGGAUCAGCGAAGAGGAGAAUAACUCGCACUACCACAUCUGGGACAAUCGAGUCCUGCCCUCUUUUGUCACAGAGAUGGACGGCCCGUUCGCCGAGACGCUGUUCCGCCACCCCGACACAGCCUGCAACGAGCAGAACCUCAACUCCAUCAUUGUAAAGCCCGCUCACGGCGAGACCAUAUCGCUGGCUAAAAUAUCAAAGGGUCAAAACUACCGCCUGGAGGGGAUUGCCUAUGACGGUGGCGGCCACGAGGUACAGCGAGUAGAGGUGUCGCUCGACGACGGCAAGACCUGGCUCUACUGCAUCCGCACGUUCCCGGACUCGCCGAUCCGCCACGGAAACAAGUACUGGGCCUGGAUUCACUGGCACGUCGACGUCAAGAUGCAGCACCUCCUGCGGGCGAGCAGCAUCACCGUGCGGUGCUUCAACGUGUUCAAGAACACGCAGCCGCGAGACCCCGUCUGGAACAUUAUGGGCAUGAUGAACAACGGGUGGUACGUCGUGAAGCCGGAGCUUGCGCAGGCCGAGCACUCGGGCGAGGCGCAGCUCUUGUUUCGCCAUCCCACGGAGCCGGGCCAGGGGACGGGUGGGUGGAUGAAGCCGAGCGUGGAGAACCAGAUCGCCGAGGCGAAGCAGGAGGCGGGCGCGCCGCAGAAGGAAUUCACGAGAGAGGAGAUUGAGAAGCACAGCACGCAGGACGAUUGCUGGAUCGUGGUGGACGGGAAGGUUUAUGACGCGACGAGUGUGCUGGAUUGGCACCCGGGAGGAGCGGCGGCGAUCAUGUCGCAUGCGGGAGCUGUGCAUCAAGAGACGACGGAUGAGUUCAGUUCUAUCCAUGACGACUACGCACAUGAGAAAUUAAAGGAGUGCGCUUUGGGUGUCGUCACGGAAAAGGCCGCCAAUUACAUCAAGAAGAAUGCCGAGUCGGCGGCCAAGCAGGAUGCGACGUCCCAGGACGAGGACAAGGUAGCGCUGCAGAACCAUCGAUGGGUUCCCGUGACCCUGGCCGCGCGCAAAGACAUCUCUGAGGACUCGAGGACGUACACGUUCCAGCUGCCCAAGGGCCAGCCGAACUUGGGGCUGGGCACCUGCCAGCACAUCCUCCUGGGCUUCCACCUCAUGGACCGCAUGCUCAUCCGCAGCUACACGCCGACGCGCCCGCUGUGCCCGCCCCACGACGGCGGAAAACAACACACCAACGCGGCCGGCCGGCCGCUCGAAGACGGCAGCGGCACGUUCGACCUGACCGUCAAGACGUACUUCCCCGACGGCAGUCAGCCCGGCGGCGCCAUGUCCACCAUCCUGGACUGCGUGCCGCUCGGCGAGCAGGUCGAGGUGCGCGGGCCGACGGGCGAGAUCGUCUACCACUCCGACGGCGUCUUCGAGAUCGAGAGCCGGCGGCGCCGGUUCCGCCGGGUGUCGCUCGUGCUGGGCGGCUCCGGCGUGACGCCGGGGUACGCGCUGCUGGCGCGCAUCGCGAUGAGUGGUGGUGACCGGACGGAGGUGCGCGUGCUGGACGCGAACAAGACGGAGAGGGACAUUUUGCUGCGCGAGGAGAUGGCGGAGUUUGCGAGGGGGUCGGGGGGCCGGAUCAGGGUGACGCACGUGCUGAGCCACCCGGAGGAGGACGGCGGCUGGGAUGGGUUGACGGGGUAUGUGGAUGAGGAGAAGAUCCGGGGGGCGCUGUUUCCGCCGGGAGAGGACUCGGUGGCUUUGCUGUGCGGACCGCCGGCGAUGAUUCAGAAAGCAGCUCUGCCUGCGUUGAAAUCAUGGGGGUAUGUCGAGGAUGAAAACCUGUUUGGAUUUUGA